Messenger RNA from Rosa chinensis, 2558 nucleotides. RefSeq names its product pentatricopeptide repeat-containing protein At5g16420, mitochondrial. Gene Ontology annotation, molecular function: protein binding. Lineage: Eukaryota; Viridiplantae; Streptophyta; Magnoliopsida; Rosales; Rosaceae. The record is from RefSeq and is a predicted model, not a curated record. The transcript has 7 exons. The coding region runs from base 1 to 2115 and encodes 704 amino acids.
AUGCCUGCCAUGGGAUUUGUGCCCAUUUUGGGUUCCAAGAGAGUGUCUGGUGACUACAUAUACCAUAUUGAUGGAUGGGUAUGUGAAGCAGGGGAAGCUAUUAACGUUAUGGAUGAGAUGGAGGAUAAUGGGGUUGGCGCCAAUGAGGUUACUUAUGGGGUUAUGAUUGAAGCUUAUUGUAAGGAGAAGAAGUCGGGCGAAGCGGUUAAUUUGCUUAAUGAUAUGGAGGAGGAGAGACAUUUCAUGCAUGCAAAUGCCACUACAUCAUUUAAUCAACUGGUGUCUACAUACCCUGGACCACUGAUGCUUGUUUCAAUCCUGGUGUUUAUACAGUCCGAUGUACUUGACGUCGCACUUGAGAUGAGAAACCAAUUUGAUUCUCUGCCCCAUGUUCUGAAGCACAUAGAUGAAAUCGAAUCCAGCGUGUUGUGUGACAGUGAGGGAUGGUUGUUGAGCAAUCCAAUGGGCAAAAGGACGGAAAGAGAAAUUCAUGCUGAAUUUGAAGGGGCAAAAAUUUACAGGAGAUUCACACCAUGCCGGAACCUCUCCCCCAAACCCUUCUCUCUCCUCCACUCAAUCACCGCCGUCCUCUUCUCCACCUCCACCUCCACCUCCGCCGCCGUCGAUUUCCUCCACUCCUACACCGUCACCCCUCCGAUCCAAGACUGGCCCCACCGCCUCUCCCCAAAGCGCCUCAUCUCCCUCAUCACCCGCGAGCCCAAACUCGACGUCUCCCUCCAAAUCUUCCACCACGCCUCCAAUUACCACACCUACCACGCCAUCAUCCGCCGCCUCCUCCGCUCCCGCGCUUUUCACCUCAUCGACCCCCUCCUCUCCGACCUCCGCGCCUCCAAUCUCCGAUGCAGCGAAGACCUCUUCAUCUCCCUAAUCCGCAAUUACGGCGUCGUUUCACGCCCUAAACUCGCCUUCAAGACAUUUAUCACCAUUCCGAAAUUCGGCGCCCAACGAUCCGUGAGGUCCUUGAAUGCGUUGCUGAACGCUUUGGUUCAGAAUCACGAGUAUAGAUUGGUUCACUCGGUGUUUCGGAACUGUAGGGAGAGGUUCGGGGUGGUGCCGAAUGUGUUUAGUUGUAAUAUAUUGAUCAAAGCACUGUGUAAGAGAAAUGAUUUGGAGACUGCACACCAGGUGCUCGAUGAAAUGCCUGCCAUGGGAUUUGUGCCCAAUGUGGUGACUUUUACUACCAUUUUGGGUGGUUAUGUGUCGCGGCACGAUAUGGUUGGUGCCAAGAGGGUGUUUGGUGAGAUUUUGGAUAGAGGGUGGUUUCCUGAUGUGACUACAUAUACUAUAUUGAUGGAUGGGUAUGUGAAGCAGGGGAAGCUGGUUGAGGCUAUUAAGGUUAUGGAUGAGAUGGAGGAUAAUGGGGUUGGCGCCAAUGAGGUCACUUAUGGGGUUAUCAUUGAAGCUUAUUGUAAGGAAAAGAAGUCGGGUGAAGCGGUUAAUUUGCUUGAUGAUAUGGUGGAGAAGAGGUAUAUACCGAGCUCGGCGCUCUGUUGUAAGGUGAUUGAUGUUUUGUGUUGCGAAGGGAAGGUGGAGGAUGCUUGUGAACUGUGGAAGAGGCUUUUGAAGAAGAAUUGCACACCGGAUAAUGCAGUAUUGGGCACGCUCAUAUACUGGCUUUGUAAGAAGGGAGAAAUGUGGGAAGCCAGGAAAUUGUUUGAUCAGAUUGAGAUGAGUGAGCCUCCGGAUGUCAUGACUUACAACGUGCUUAUUUCUGGAAUGUGUGAAGUGGGGGAGUUGUGUGAGGCUGGGAGGUUAUGGGAUGACAUGGUGGAGAAAGGAUGUUCUCCGAAUUCUUUUACAUAUAAUGGAUUGAUCAAAGGAUUUUGUAAGAUUGGAAAAGCGAAGGAGGGAAUUAGGAUUUUGGACGAGAUGUUCGAAAAAGGCUGUUUGCCAAACAAGUCUACUUAUGCUAUGUUGAUCGAGGGGCUCUGUGACUCAGGAGAGGAAGCUGAAAUCACUAGAGUAAUAUCUAUGGCAAUGUCAAGUGGAGACAUUGACAGUGAUUCCUGGGAUCUUUUCCUUACUAAGGUUGUUGGUGAUUUGGAUACUGGGGAAAGUGUUCUAAACAGAAUACUACUGGAGAAUGCUGAAUAGAGCCCCAGAUCUAGGGGCCUUGGAAUAUGCUGACCUUGAUCUCACCCACAAUGUUUCUCAGGUGCCAGUAGAAGUACCUUAUUGGAAUCAAGUCUUCAGGGACCCACGAUCGAUGGGCACUGGUGGUGGAUAUUGGAAGGGAUGGUCAAGCAUGCUGAUGUCUGGGCUAAAGAGCUAGGUCUUAGUAAUGUUGCCCUGACCAUUCUUCAGGAGAAAGCGUCAUACGAGACGGGUUGUACGAAAGCCUUUAGUAGAGUCCAUUGUGAACAAUUAAGUUCGAAGCAUCCAGGUUUCUGAAACUGUAGUUUACGACAUAAUUGUAAACUGUCUAAUAUAUUUUAAACUGGAAGGCUUCUAUUAUUUGGGAUCUUCUAGUUCUGAGUUUGGAUUUGUAAUGUUCGAUAUCUGUUAUACUUUUUCUUCUUCCAGUGUGAACUCCUGGU